AUGGAGUUCCCGGAACGCAAAUCAUUUGCUGCAAAGGCGGGUUUAUGCUACAAUUGCCUGAAACAAAAACAUCGUGUAAUCGACUGUCCGUCAGACCAAUGGUGCAAGGUCCAAGGUUGCUAUCGGAAGCAUCAUAGUCUGUUGCAUCCUAGAGAUACAGCAGAGAAAACGAGUGAAGAAGAUAAGUCCCCGUCACCAGGCAUGAAGACGCAAGAGCAAACACAGGAUCAGCAAGCCGUAGAAUGCUCAAGUGCAACGACAUUGUGUGCACAGAUUGGCACAACAAAGCGACAGGUACUGUUGUCAACCGCAGAGAUUUUCGUGGUAGGAACAGGAGGUUCCACCGUUAAGUGUCGUGCGCUGUUAGAUUCAGGAUCCGACAGUCACAUACUCACAGAGAGGUUGGCAAACUCGAGUAAAGUACUUAGUUUCAACGAAAAUUCUGUCACGGAUCCGUUGUUCUAUGCUCCAGGAGAAAUUGAUAUGAUUAUUGGCAACGAAAUAUUUUUCGACUUGGUGAAGAAGGGACGCUUGCAGAUAGAGAACAGUGCUGUAACCUUAGCUGAAACUGAAUUCGGCUGGAUCGUCGGAGGUUCAGUGCUAAGUAGGAGAGGUGCACCACGUGCACGUUUGUGUCAGUUCGGUAAACAAGAAGAGAUCCUGAAUGAAACUAUGGUGAAGUUUUGGGAAAUCGAGGACGUUCGUCUGGGUUCAACUUUGUCGGUGGCAGAAGCUGCUGUUGAGGAGCAUUUCAAGGACACUCAUGCUAGGGAUGAUCAAGGCCGCUAUGUAGUGCGACUUCCGUUCAACGAGCUAAAGGAUCAACUUGGUGAUUCUUUUGUUAUGGCGAAGAAGCGUUAUGAUCGACUGAUGAUUUCCUUGUUAAGGAAUCCUGAGAAACGUAUGCAGUAUUUUGAGUUAAUGACAGAGUACAUAGCUCUCGGUCAUAUGAAGCAAGCGGAGGUCGUAGAUGAAGGCGGAUACUUCAUUCCGCAUCACGCUGUGUACAAGACCUCUAGUUCCACAACGAAAACCAGGGUAGUUUUCGACGCAUCGGCAAAAACAACUUCUGGAGUCUCGUUGAAUGAUGCUGUAAUGGUUGGGCCUACUGUACAAAGUGAUCUGGUGGAGAUAAUUCUGCGCUUCUGUGGCCAUCAAGUGGUACUGACAGCCGAUGUUCCAAAAAUGUACCGUCAAGUCGGUAUACAUCCAGAUGAUUGCAAGUACCAUAAGAUUGUGUGGUGUGAUGAAAACGGUGAAUGGAAGGUGUUCGAGCAGCUGCAAACUGUAACGUACGGUGUGGCAAGUUCACCGUAUGAUGCGACAAAGGCAUUGAUUCAACUGGUUGCAGACGAAGGUACACAGUUUCCACUGGCCGCGCAAGUUAUCGAAAAGGACAGUUAUGUGGACGAUUUUCUAACCGGUGAACAAUUGGUCGAAACGGUGAUCGAUACAUACAAAGAACUAUCAGCAUUAUUGGUUCGAGGAGGGUUCGGCGUUCACAAAUUCUGUGCGAAUAGUGCAGAGGUCCUAGCUGCAAUUCCAGAGGAUCUGCAAGAAAAGCAAGUCAGUUUCGAAGAAUCUGGGAUUAAUAAUACAAUCAAGACACUUGGAUUUAUUGGAAUGGCCAUAGAUCGAUUUAUCUGGAAUCAUUCGGAAGAUUAUUUCAUUUUCCACGUCGAGCCGUUGAUUGAUGGGAAGAUUUCUUCUACGAAGCGUGAGGUGUUGUCGGAUAUCGGUUGGCUUUUCGAUCCAUUGGGAUUCCUGGGACCAGUCAUCACCUGUGCGAAAAUGAUCAUGCAAGAUUUAUGGCGUCUUGGACUAGACUGGGAUGAGCAGCUUCCCGACGAAUUGUUGCAUCAAUGGCAGCAUUUUCGAGAAGAGCUACCGGCAAUCAAUCAAAAACAAAAGCAACGUUGUGUAGUUCUCAGUAAUGCGACAUGGAUUGAAUUACAUGGAUUUUCUGAUGCCUCCAUGCGGGCAUAUGGAGCAGUGGUUUAUAUCCGAAGCAUAACAGCAGAAGGCACAAUCGAAGUUAAUCUGGUCGCUAGCAAAUCAAGGGUGGCCCCACUGAAACCGGUGACCAUUCCCCGUUUAGAGUUGUGCGAUGCUAAAUUGUUAGCUGAGUUGGUUCGAAAGAAAAUACCUCUGGCGUUGAAUCAGUUCGUCGCCAACCGGGUGACAGCGGUGCUGGAACUAACUCCAGGUUACACUUGGAAUUAUAUCAGGUCGGAAGAAAAAGAAAAGAUGCCAUCUCGAGAGGUGAAUUGCCAAUCGACCUGGUGA
Messenger RNA from Ochlerotatus camptorhynchus, 2286 nucleotides. RefSeq lists its product as uncharacterized. The coding region runs from base 1 to 2286 and encodes 761 amino acids. The record is from RefSeq and is a predicted model, not a curated record. The transcript has 4 exons. NCBI's taxonomy places the organism in Eukaryota, Metazoa, Arthropoda, Insecta, Diptera, Culicidae.